UAGUGGUUGAGCAAAGAAAAAAAAUAACAGCUUUUGUUAAUUUACUUAUUGAUUCAGCAGAUAGUCACUGAGUUCCUUCUAUUUGCAAAGCGCUGUGCUGGAUAAUUUGAGAGGAUUUGAAAUUGCAGAUGGCUCAGACCAUGGCUCCAAGGGGCUCACCUUCUAGUGGGGAGAAGAAAAAGCAUAAAACAUUGUAUAUGUUCAGUGCUGAAGAUAUGCAAGAGUCCAGCCAUUUGAGGAUCUGAGCAUCUUAAAGAAGGGUGGAAGGGCAGACCUCAAAGAAUGAAUAGGAGAGUGAUGACCAUGACACCACGUUCCAGCCCUACAGACUGUUCAACCCUGGAUCCCACUUGGUGAUGGACCGGGGAGCAGCCUCAGGAAAACUCGAAUCAAGCCUCCCAGUCUGAAGUAAUAAUCCUGUUAUGCAUUAACUGCCUGGAACAUCAGAGGCCCUGUCAUCCAGGAAGGGAGCAUCAGCUGUAGCUCCUUUGUGGUCUCUCCUCACCCUUAAGAGUAGCCAGGACUGCUUGCCAUUUCCCCACACACAUCAAGCUCACUCAGACCCCUUUGUCUUUAUUCGUGUAUUUCCUCUGCCUGGCCACUUGGACUGGUACUGUUUUCCCUUGUGCCAUCUGCAAAUUCCUACUCAUCAACUAAGGCCGAGUUCAUGUCUACCACCCCAUCCCCCUCAGUCUCCUGUAGGACAUGCAGACCACAAUUAAAGAAUUUAUCUUGGCCGGGCAUGGUGGCUCACACCUGUAAUCUCAACAUUUUGGGAGGCCAAGGCGGGCGGAUCACAAGGUCAAGAGAUUGAGACCAUCCUAGCCAACAUGGUGAAACCCCAUCUCAACUAAAAAUACAAAAAUUAGCUGGGCAUGGUGGCACGUGCCUGUAUCCCUGCUACUCAGGAGGCUGAGGCAGGAGAAUCACUUGAACCUGGGAGUUGGAGGUUGAAGUGAGCCAAGAUCGCGUCACUGCACUCCAGCCUGGAUGACAGAGCCAGAUUCCACCUUAAAAAAGAGCUUCUCAAGGGCAGAAAGUUCCUCUUAUUUGUGUCUGUGUAUCCAGUUCCUGGCACACUGCUUGGCAAAAAGAAGGUGUCAGUAAUUAACACUGUGGAUACCUCCCAUGAGGACAUGAUUCACGACGCCCAGAUGGACUACUAUGGCACCCGCCUGGCAACCUGCUCAUCAGACAGAUCUGUCAAAAUCUUCGAUGUGCGCAAUGGAGGGCAGAUCCUCAUCGCUGACCUCAGGGGUCAUGAGGGUCCUGUGUGGCAAGUGGCCUGGGCUCACCCCAUGUACGGCAACAUCCUGGCAUCGUGCUCCUAUGACCGGAAAGUCAUUAUCUGGAGAGAGGAAAAUGGCACCUGGGAGAAGAGCCACGAGCAUGCGGGACACGACUCCUCAGUGAACUCGGUGUGCUGGGCCCCCCAUGACUACGGCCUGAUCCUGGCCUGUGGGAGCUCAGAUGGGGCCAUUUCCCUGCUGACUUACACCGGGGAAGGCCAAUGGGAAGUAAAGAAGAUCAACAAUGCUCACACGAUUGGCUGCAAUGCCGUCAGCUGGGCCCCUGCUGUUGUACCUGGAAGCCUCAUAGACCAGCCAUCGGGGCAGAAACCCAAUUACAUCAAGAAGUUUGCAUCAGGUGGCUGUGACAACCUCAUCAAGCUGUGGAAGGAGGAGGAAGACGGCCAGUGGAAGGAGGAACAAAAGCUGGAAGCGCACAGUGACUGGGUUCGAGACGUGGCCUGGGCCCCCUCCAUCGGCCUGCCCACCAGCACCAUCGCCAGCUGCUCCCAGGAUGGUCGUGUGUUCAUUUGGACCUGUGAUGAUGCCUCAGGCAAUACGUGGUCCCCCAAAUUGCUGCACAAGUUCAACGAUGUGGUGUGGCAUGUGAGCUGGUCCAUCACAGCCAACAUCCUGGCCGUCUCCGGUGGAGACAAUAAGGUGACCCUGUGGAAGGAGUCGGUUGACGGGCAGUGGGUGUGCAUCAGUGAUGUCAACAAGGGCCAGGGCUCCGUGUCAGCAUCAGUCACAGAGGGCCAGCAGAACGAGCAGUGACAAGACAGGUGGGGCCUGGCUCCCCACCCGCCAGCUCCAGGACUGCCCCUUCCUGGGCCAACUGACCAAACAAUUGGGAAAAGCCCCCAACUCCAACAGGAUCAUUUUCCCAGGAGGAGUUACAGAUGCAGCCACAGAUUGAUCAUCUGCCUUAACAUGAUCAGAGAUUCAGAGAUGCUUUGUAAUUUACUGUCCAGCUGAAAGCACUCAUGAGGAAGAAACUACAAAUGAUAUUCAAAUCUAUUUUAAACUAUUUUGGGCCAUUUUUAUGUAACUUUGGGUUCAGGCAUUAUUUGGGGGGUUUUGUUUCCAAAGUAACUAAUAAAGUCAUAUUGCUUAUAA
Callithrix jacchus (white-tufted-ear marmoset) is the source of this 2405-nucleotide messenger RNA. The record is from RefSeq and is a predicted model, not a curated record. NCBI's taxonomy places the organism in Eukaryota, Metazoa, Chordata, Mammalia, Primates, Cebidae.